Messenger RNA from Oldenlandia corymbosa var. corymbosa, 840 nucleotides. Lineage: Eukaryota; Viridiplantae; Streptophyta; Magnoliopsida; Gentianales; Rubiaceae. The record is from the annotation of a GenBank genome assembly.
AUGCGUAAAAAAUAUCUACCCCUGAACUCUUGUUCUCGGUACUUUUUAGAGUACCUGCAAAUGACCUUUGUCAGAUGCAUUCUUGUAUGCAAAUCAUGGUUAUUCAUCAUCAAAUCUCCUCAUUUCCUAACCGUAUAUGACAAGUAUUUAAAGGAUAUAGGAGUUAAUAACAAUCUCCUUCUUACUGAGGAACAACCCUCCUAUGUGCUCUUUGGCAUCCCAUUUGAAUUGUCUGAUUCUUGUUGGAAUAUCAUCCUCUGGAACUUUGCUAUUGGGAAAUGCAAAGUAAUAGGUGAAUUAAGGGAUCGAUUCUGUGAGCUUGCACACUGGAAUAUGGAAUUUGGACGCUGGGACAGAGGUUCCUGUUAUUGUUAUUGUCUUUGCUUGGAGUCUUACUUCAAUCAGGGGACCGGAUACUGGAUAGUUGUGGUAGAUGUGAUGGAUAACAUGUUAAUUCAAAUUGCUGCUUUCAAUCUCGUGGAAGAGAGUUUCAAACUGAUGAUGUUGCUUGAAGCAUGUUAUGAUGGAGCUGAUGGUUUCGGUAGUGGAAAUCUGGUGGAGUUCAGAAGAAGCCUUGCUUUUGUCUUGUGUAGGAUUCCUAGAUCUCGUCAGGGACAUAGUAACGUCGACGUAUGGCUGAUGCAGGACUACGGUGCUGACUCAUCCUUGAUGAGAGUCUUUACCAUGCAGAUGGACGGAAUGAUUGAUAGUCCUCUGGGCUUCACAAAGUCCGAGAGGCUUAUAUGUUCUACAUAUUCAGAUGUGAUGAAAUGCCUGUUGGCGGGGCGUGGAACUUUGGGACCUGUCAGAUUGAGGUUUUACAUGACAGGGUGGGGGUAG